AUAGUCAAUUGUUGUUGUACCAUCCGUCGUCAGGUAACGCCAUCGAUUUUAUUUAUUCUUUGGCUGACCGUGGUGACUUCCACAGCUCGGAAAAAAAUCGGAAUAUUUUGCAUUGUAGUGUUCGUUUUUCAAAUUUAUUUGUGUACUAUGAUAGUGUUUCAUCAACAGAUAAUUAAAUAAAAAUGGCGGCCAUUCUGCCUACUGGAUUGCGAAAUGGGAUCAAAGGGUUGGACGCGAACAGAUAUGCGACGAAGAAGACGGUGGCGCAGGGCAUGCUGGACAUUGCUCUGCUGACAUCCAACGCGUCGCAGCUGAAGUACGUCCUACAAGUUGGUCCCAAGCACGAGUUCUACACCCUACUAGUCGUCCUCAUCUCUAUAUCUAUCGUUCUUCAGGUGAUUUCAGCAGUAGUAGCAGUAGUGCUCAGCUUUAUUUUCAACAUCAACCAUCAGCCUGACCAUCGGAAAGCCGAAUUAUUGAACAAUAUAAGUUUGAUAUUCAAAGUAUUCAGUAUUACUAUCAAUAUUAUCAUCAGCAUAUUUUAUUCAAUGCAAAUCGACAGUGAUGCAGCACGCUUGCUUACUCAGACUUAAUUUUUUUAUCAUUACGUUUGUCGCAAAUUGAUACUCUAAUUAUUGAAGUAUUUAUUUGUCUAUGGAUACGAAAUUACCGUUUUGUACACAUAAAAAAGUGUGCCUGGGAAAUCUUAAUUUCAAAUUAAUUAUAAUUUUUUUGUUUCUUAAGAAACAGUAAUUUCAUAAAAAAUACAGUUAUUCUUUUAGUAUUUUGUAUAAAUAGCGACCCACUAGAUUAUUUUCAUUACUUGAAUCUCAGUUCCAACUAUAAAAUUAUUUAUAUUUUAAAAUUAUAUAAAUUAUAUAUACGAAAUAUUAUAAAUAAACAUAGGUAAUCACUCUGAAUAACUUAAGUAUGUAGGUAAGUACGAUUCCUGUCGUAAGAAGGGAAAUAGUAGGUAAAUAUGUAGAUAUGUAGAGGUAU
Messenger RNA from Spodoptera litura, 999 nucleotides. The record is from RefSeq and is a predicted model, not a curated record. Lineage: Eukaryota; Metazoa; Arthropoda; Insecta; Lepidoptera; Noctuidae.